ACUCAUAAAAAAUUCUCGGAGAUAUUGCUUCCCCUACUGUUUGUUGUUCGUCUUUGUGUAGCUCCAUUUUGUGGUUCUAAAGGUGACAAAUCACUAAAAUUGUACUAUCAGCUUUUUUACAAGAUUUCUUUUGCCAACUGUAGCUUCCCCACCUCACCACCCCCCUCCCUUUCUUCUCAUGCUUAUAAAGAGCAGGAAUUGCCACCUCUUUCCACAUACCAUCCCAAGACCCUUUCGUAGUCUUCUCUCUUGACUCUCCUCAAACAUUCUUAGUAACAUCUUUGCCCUCUCUAAUCUUUUUCUUCACAUUUUUUUUUCCCAUCUUUGACUCUCUAAUUAAUUUCCUUUGCCUAAAGUUUCAAUAUUCUUUUAGAAAUGGCAUCCAGCUCCAUGUCCUCUAGCUCAUCAUGGACUGCCAAGCAAAACAAAGCUUUUGAAAAGGCUCUGGCUGUGUUUGAUAAGGACACCCCUGAUCGUUGGUACAAUGUUGCCAAGGCGGUUGGCGGGAAAACCGCGGAGGAAGUGAAGAGGCACUAUGAGCUACUUGUGCAGGAUGUCAAGUAUAUUGAAUCAGGACAAGUGCCCUUCCCCAAUUACAGGACAACCGGAGGGAAUAGCUAUGGAAGCACGGCUGAUGAGGAAAAGAGGAUGAGAAACAUCAAGCUCUAGUGAACCAUGAAACCAUCUAGAAUCAACAAGAAUAAAGAUCCAUUCCAUCCUAAUUUUUAAUAUUAAAAUGUACGCUUUUAUAUAGUAAAAGCUAUAUAUAUAUAUAUAUAUAUAUAUCACCGAUCUAUAAUAGAUCACAAUUGGUGAUUUUUAUUUUCUAUCUAUGUAUUUUGGUAUGUUUUCCUUUCGGAUCUGUAAGAUUUCGCUAAUGAAAUCGUAUUGUUUUUAUAUUUUAUAA
This is a messenger RNA of Ziziphus jujuba (common jujube), 907 nucleotides long. Its product is annotated as protein RADIALIS-like 1. Gene Ontology annotation, molecular function: DNA-binding transcription factor activity. The record is from RefSeq and is a predicted model, not a curated record. Bases 376 to 669 code for a protein of 97 amino acids. NCBI's taxonomy places the organism in Eukaryota, Viridiplantae, Streptophyta, Magnoliopsida, Rosales, Rhamnaceae. The transcript is spliced from 2 exons.